Copidosoma floridanum is the source of this 1648-nucleotide messenger RNA. RefSeq lists its product as uncharacterized. Lineage: Eukaryota; Metazoa; Arthropoda; Insecta; Hymenoptera; Encyrtidae. Gene Ontology annotation, molecular function: E-box binding; protein dimerization activity; DNA-binding transcription factor activity, RNA polymerase II-specific. The record is from RefSeq and is a predicted model, not a curated record. Gene Ontology annotation, cellular component: nucleus. Gene Ontology annotation, biological process: positive regulation of transcription by RNA polymerase II; sensory organ development; axon development.
UUCGCACAGCUGAGACACGCGCGUCGUCGCCGUAGUCGUAGUAUCGCUGGCGAACACGCAGCUUUCGGCUGGUUUUUUAAAUUUAUUUUUAUUAUUUAAUCACGAGAUCCGUCAAUUCUUGUUGGUUCGUUUUUUCCCGUACGAAUAAAACGCGCUGCCGAUCAAAGAGACCGAGUCAAAGUGUAGUUUUCUUUUUUUUUUUUCUCUUUUCGUUCAUCCGAAAAGUAACACCAGGACGAAAAGUUUUUCGCCCCGUGUUGGGGGUGUACUUGCAUACACCAGAGUUCCAGGGGGACGAGCACAACGUUCAGUGUCACCGCUUGUGAAAAUACACACAUGCACGUUUCAUGUACGCACGUGUAUGUACGAAUAAAUACACAUUCGCGCACAGGAAUGCGGAGAGAAGAUCCUACAAGAAGAUAAAAAAGAAUUUCUCCGGCGAUUGGGCGAUGCGACGUGAUUCGCAGGCUUGAUAGGCUCGACUUUGGAAACGCGACGAGGAAAAAUAAGGAAUCAGUCCACGAACGGGUAAAAGUGUCAUAGUUCGACGUUGAAAAAAAAAAAAAAAAAAAAAAAAAAAAAAAAAAAAAAAAAAAAAAAAAAAAAAGAUAUAACGGCAGUAGCCAAUUAGUAUACCUACGUGCGCAGCAAAAGGUGUUUGUCCGAGUUAAAAUCGAUCCCUUCGAGUGUAAUAGUUGGUCAAAUCCAACCAAACAGCGAAUAAAAGGACACAACGAAGAAAAACAAAUAAUUGGAUGGGCGUUCUCCUGAGAUAAGUCGAGGACUCUCGGGAGACACACAGCCAGAGCUGUAUACGUACAUAAUCGACCGAGGCUUCUAGCCAGGGGAUAAUGCGAAAUCUGGAGAGGUUGUCGGGCAGCGACCAGGACUCCGUCGAUCAGGAGAUGUACAUCGACCUGGACGACGCCUCCGUUGACUCCUUGACAGGCAAACGAGGCCGCCACCAUGUCGCCGAGGUGGGCGACGAGAGUGACAGCAGCGGCAGCGAUCGGGGCCCAAAGCGGAUGAAACGGCGCAGCCGAGGCGCACCACCGACGACUCGCAGACGAAAAAAUGGCAUCUCCGCGCGGGAACGCACCCUCAGGAGACUCGAGAGCAACGAGCGCGAGAGGAUGAGGAUGCACUCGCUCAACGACGCGUUCGAGCAACUGCGAGAAGUCAUACCUCACGUAAAAAUGGAGAGGAAGCUCAGCAAAAUCGAAACGCUCACGCUCGCCAAGAAUUACAUAAUGGCUCUGACGAAUGUCAUAUGCGAGAUGCGGGGCGAGGAACAGCCUUACACAUUCGUGGACGGCGAGUGCGGCUCGAGCAGCGGGGACAGCAGCACCGGCCAACUGGAGCUGAGCGGCGGGGACGAGCAACCGGAAGAAGCAUCGCCCGGCUCGCUGCACGAGACCAACAACAACAGUCUCCUGCACGAGGACCUCGAGCGUAGGAUAUAGACAACGAGGACGCUCCGGGACGUAAUAAUAUAACUUUGCAACGCUCGGCACCUAUACAAGAUUUCUCUUUCUUUAUCUCCUUAUCCGUCGCCGCAUCUCCUUCGCUCAAAGGUGGAAAACGCGUACAACGCGAAGAGCCAACGGAAAGAGGGAGAGAAGAAUAAAAAAAAAAAAAAAAAAACAAA